Cyphellophora attinorum is the source of this 822-nucleotide messenger RNA. RefSeq lists its product as uncharacterized. The record is from RefSeq and is a predicted model, not a curated record. The transcript has 2 exons. The coding region runs from base 1 to 822 and encodes 273 amino acids. Lineage: Eukaryota; Fungi; Ascomycota; Eurotiomycetes; Chaetothyriales; Cyphellophoraceae.
AUGGCGGCACCUAUCCAAAGCAAACAAGCCGCAUGGCUGCUGAGCCUUCCCAGCGAGAUCCUGCAGAUGAUCUUCCAACAGGCCUACAGAGGGAUCUCUGUGAAAUGCAAAUGUGAUCUCUCUCCUCACAUCGUCGUGCCAGCAUACUUACCGUCUAUCCUCGUCUCAAAGACCUAUGCUGCGGAAGCAAAACAAGCAGUCCUCCAAGAAGCGACCUUCACUAUUCGACCGCAGACCGGAGGCUUCUGCUUCACCGACUCCGGAAUCCCCAACCCAGAUUCCUCCUCAGAGUUCAGCCUGAUCCGGCAUCUCCGUAUCCCUUUGUCUCGUUGCCCAGACAAGGAAGAGCUGGGCAUCAUCGUUAGAGCGGCACCGAAGCUGAGGGCGCUCACAUUGACCUACGAACAUCCGAUCGUGCUGUACCAUACCGUUGUUAACGAGAAUGUGGAGUCUCCCUCGAAGGUCACUGAAGGAAGUCGAAUGAGCAUCAAGAGAGAGGCUGAGAAAAUCGUCUGUUCACAACGGGGCUUCGACUUCGACGCUUGGGCGAUCUUGGUCGAGCAGUGGUCGGAGCGGGAGGAGGCCUUAGAGGUGUUCAUGGAGACGGAAGUCAUGAAACGACGUAUCUCGUGGAGAUUUGCCUAUAGGGAGUAUCUUCCAGCCCACCACCUAUCCACAGUCAGUUUCAGCACGCGCACAUGGGUAUUGACGGCCAUGCCGGGCAAGGACAACUAUCUUCAGGACAAGAACACUCCAGAAUUCACUGUGUCGUUGGAUUUGCCAAAGAUCCCGAAACGGCUGAUCGACAUGUUCAUGCAUUGA